AUGGACGCAGCGAAAGUUCCCGUCAAGCUCGUGAAGGUCACUCGCGUUCUCGGACGCACUGGCUCCCGUGGAGGUGUCACCCAGGUCCGCGUCGAGUUCAUGGACGAUACUACCCGAAGCAUCAUCAGGAACGUGAAGGGCCCAGUCCGCGAAAACGACAUCCUCUGCUUGCUCGAGUCCGAACGUGAGGCCAGGAGGCUGAGAUAG
Messenger RNA from Mytilinidion resinicola, 207 nucleotides. Its product is annotated as ribosomal protein S28e. Bases 1 to 207 code for a protein of 68 amino acids. Gene Ontology annotation, molecular function: structural constituent of ribosome. Gene Ontology annotation, biological process: maturation of SSU-rRNA; translation; ribosomal small subunit assembly. The transcript is spliced from 4 exons. Gene Ontology annotation, cellular component: ribosome; cytosolic small ribosomal subunit. Lineage: Eukaryota; Fungi; Ascomycota; Dothideomycetes; Mytilinidiales; Mytilinidiaceae. The record is from RefSeq and is a predicted model, not a curated record.